UCGCCCCCUCUCGAUCGCCGGCACUGCAAUUCCUUUCUCUCCCCCGAUGCAACGCCAUAUUCUCCCUCGCCUCGCCUCCUCCAGGCGCGUCCACCGGCAGGCGUCGCCUGCAAGUAGGUAGCACGGCCGCGUACGAACAGAUCCGCCCCAUAUAUACCCACGCCCGGCUUGCAAGUACCCACAGGCUCUUCUUCUUCUCCUCCAUUCGCUAGGUGCACGUUGCAGCCAUCGACCGAUCGAGUAAGCUAGCUAUUAGCUAGUAGGAGGGCAGAGGGCUAGCUGUCUGCCAAGGUAGCCUGUCAUCCAUGCACGCGGCGCCGACGGCGGCGGCCGUGGCGAUGCCGGCGGCGGUGACCCACGACGACCUGUCCCUGCGCAAGGCGCACGAGCGCCGCGCCGCGCGGUCGAGCGGCCAGGCCGCCGUCGCGCUCGUCGCGCUCUCCGUCAUCUGCGGCCUCGUCGCCUUCGUCCUCUGCCUCGCCGCCGAGGGGUCGCGCUCCGAGGUCUCCUACUACCUCAUGAGCGUGGGCGGCAGCCGGGACCAGCUGGACGUGUGCUUCUACGGCAGCAGCGGCCGCGCCGCGCUCGCCUACGCCGUCGGCGCCUUCGUCCUGCUCGCCGUCGCCAUGUUCGCGGAGCACGCCUACAUGCUGGUCGCCGUCGCGGCCCCCGAGUCCGCGUCCGCGGGCCUCGCCGUCGCGCAGGACAACCCGCGCGUCGCGUCCACCGCCGCCACGCUCACCUGGCAGACUUGCUGCCUCUUCUUCCUCACAUGGAUCUGCUUCGGGCUCGCCGAGGUGCUGCUCAUGAUCGGCAUAGGCGUGGAGUCCGGCCACAUCAGCGACUGGCGGAAGCCGCGGCCAGUGUGCCACCGGGUGCGGCCCGGGAUGUUCGCCGCCGCGGGGAUCCUGGGGCUCAUCACCGUCGUCGUCGGCUUCGUCGUCUACGUCACGGCCGUGCAGGCGCAGCGGCUGCGGCUGCGCGGGCAGCAGCACUACGGCGGCGGCUACUUCGUCGGCCACGGUGCUCCCCACCCGGGCGUCCAGCACCCGCACCCGCCGGUGCCGCACCCACACCCACACCCACACGCUCACCCUCAUCCUGCGCCAUCCGCGCCGGAGAUUACGGCGGCACCGUGCCAGGUGGAACCCAGCCGUGCGUCCCUCAUCACCAAGGAGGUCGCCGAGGUGUGAAACGCUUGCAAAGGGUCAAACGGAGCACAAACAAGAGCACAGCAACGGCUACAUUCUUUGCCGCCAUAUUAAGUUCUACAUUCUUUGCCGCCUUAUUAAGUUUCCACUAUGUAAGAUUAAGCACCAAGAUUAUUUCGUUGUAAAUGUCAAGGGAUCAUUGUGAAGUGGGAUUAGAUGCGCUUUGAGUUGUAAAGGACUUUGUAAUUGACCUUUCAAAGAAUAAUCCUGAGAUUUCGGUGUUUGAA
Messenger RNA from Panicum hallii, 1438 nucleotides. RefSeq lists its product as uncharacterized. The transcript has 2 exons. The record is from RefSeq and is a predicted model, not a curated record. The coding region runs from base 306 to 1193 and encodes 295 amino acids. Lineage: Eukaryota; Viridiplantae; Streptophyta; Magnoliopsida; Poales; Poaceae.